Fusarium falciforme is the source of this 1962-nucleotide messenger RNA. RefSeq lists its product as hypothetical. Lineage: Eukaryota; Fungi; Ascomycota; Sordariomycetes; Hypocreales; Nectriaceae. Bases 1 to 1962 code for a protein of 653 amino acids. The transcript has 2 exons. The record is from RefSeq and is a predicted model, not a curated record.
AUGCCUGACGAACCUGACUAUUCGGUAUCCGAAUUCUGGCUACGCCUGGACAUGGCCCUCACCGAGAAUGACACGUCUCCGUCUGGGCAUGCCAGGGAAGAAGGUGUCAAACGAGGGAAUAUUCCCCUCCCCAUUAUCAAAAAAGUCCUCUAUAAUCGAAACCCCCUUAAAGAUAUUGGACUUUGGAGUUCAGACGUCCCGAUAGAGCCUCAAAUGGUUGCCGCUUUUUUAUCAUUCGCCAGAGGGGGCCAUCUCCCCGAGGGCCGCCAAACGAUUCUGCCACUGGCCACAAAGGAAGAAUUUACCAACAUGACCAAACCAUAUUCUCAGUGGGCACCUGCUGAGUAUCAUCAUCUCGGGCAGGCCGCGGUCACUUCCAUCGCUAGCAGGCUCAACCUCACCAAGGACGACGAAAAACUUCCACCUAUCGCUACUGAACUCUAUACCAUGAAGAAGAGAAUAUGGGAAGGCAUUCCGCCCUUGUCAGAGAGACGCUGGAAGGAACUAGACCUUGACAAUAUGUGGAAUUUUCCAAUGGCUUGUCGUUACAUCGUGGCCGUCAUCGACGUCUUCCAAUACCUGAACGAAGGCUGGAUGAAAAAAGCUAUGCGGACUGUCUACAAUCGGAUUUGGGACGACCUGCACGACUGUGAGGAAGCUAUCAACGCCUGUCGAAGAUUGGCGGCCAACGGGGAUGAUUUCAAGGAGAUAUCGUUGACCGCCCUCUGGUAUCAGCAUACCAAAUCCCACUUUGACUCCAUGUGUGAAAUGGCCCAUGGAUGGGUCACUGAGCACAUCCAACGCCUUCGGCAACCAGUUCUAGACCAGCUCGCCUCCCACAGCCCAACACAUGAAAGUGAAGUUGACGAGGUACAGUGGGAUCUGGCCAACAAGAUUUACGACCUUCUCGUUAACGGCGCCCAUGCUGAUUACACGAUAUUCCUACCGAUGGAAGGAUACAAAGGUAGCAACAUACCGCUUCAGAGACCACUGGGCUCGGAACCACCGGGAGGCUUCCGUGAAAAGCCCAUUUCCUUUUCCCUCCAUCUUUUGAAACGAAAAUCUGACUACAUUGGGCGUUGGUACUAUCUUACACGGAAAGAAGAAUACGAGACCUAUGAAAGACUAGGAAUGAGUCCAAUCGAGCUGGAGAGCAAUGACCCCGCGCGUCUCCUAAUCCGGUGCCAUAGCCAGCUCGACGCACAGGCUCAAUCCCGAAGAGAACUGCGUGGAGAACCUCAAGAACUGGAUCUCGACCCUUGGUUGGAUUUGACAAAGGCAGACUUGGGGUAUGGCAAUCGCAGAUGUGGUUUCGUCGCGUAUCGGCUGUGCCAUAGCCACACUUCUGAGGCAUGGAACGAUUUCAAGGCCAAGUUUGAGUCGGACAUCUCCGAUUGGGGUAGAGAUGUGAAGGGUAUCGACGAUGUCCGUGCUGCUUGCAAGAUUCACUGGCUGGAUGGCCAAGAGCUUGAAAUUCCUGACAGGGAUAUUGAGGCUGCCAAGAAGCACUUCCACAAACACAUCAACUCAGAGGAUGCUCGCGAUGCCCACAAGAGGGCGUUUCUGGUCAUCGACGAAGAUGUCAUGAAAUCGUACCUCGACCCUGUUAGGGGCGGUGCAAAAUUCGUCCUAGCAGUAGAUCCAGAUUUUGAUCCCAAAACAAAACCUGAAGAUCGAAGGCGUCCUAACUACGAGGGGAACGUGAGAGUGCUUGGAAGUGUGCUGUGGGAUGACGUAGGGGCGCUACUCAUCACACAGAGUACCCCCCUUGACGACAUCUGGCCGCUUGCUAUGAACCGCCCUCAUGGAAUCUAUGAAGGCUCAAGGGUAACACCUGUUCUAAAUUUUUCGUCGUAUGAGGAAUUGCUGGGAUUUCAAAUACGUUGCGCUAUCCUCCCGGGGCUGGUGCCAUCUGUGAAGCUGGGCCUCUGGCUGAUGGCACGUUAUCGACGAAGACGUUGA